AACAAAUUAAUUUUUUUAGAAGAAAAACUUCAAAAAGAAUACAUGAAUAAAAUGGAAAUUAUAAAGUAGUGCUUUUGUUAUUAAACAAAUCAUAAUGGAAGAUGAUAAUUGCAAUCAAAUUUUUGCUGAUAUGCCAAGUAAUACUGACCCAUUGCGCUCUUUAAGCACCAUAUCUAGAAGGAGUUUGCGUCGCUCAACAUCAAGCUCAGCUCAUAGACAACAGUUGCAGGGCAAUAAUAAAGAUGCUUCACAAGUUUUAAACUUGAUUGAUCAACAAGAUGAUAUUGAUGGAAGCAAAACAAUUAAAAUGUUGGCUGCACCUAUGGCUAAAAGAAAAUCUAUUAGGAACAUUCAAAAAUUAAGAAGAACAUCUAUGAAAUAUCCAGGAAAAGAACUUUCUUAUUGGAAAGCAUUAAAAUUAAGGACAGCAAUGGCAUUGGCCUUAUUCAAAUCUCGUGGAAAGGAUUGGUUUAAUGGCUUAGAACUAUGGAGAGGACAAUUUAAAGAAGUGGAAGCAAAUUUUGGAAAUGGCGUUCUCUCUUACUUUGUGUUCUUAAAGUCAUUGCUCUUUCUAAAUAUUGGCAUCUUUAUAGUUGAGUUCAGUUUUGUUGUCAUACCUCAAAUACUAAUAAACCACAAUCUGUUAAGACCAAAUUCCAACAAUACUGAAAGUUGUUUAAAACAAGUAGCUUCUUAUGUUAAUCACUCUAUAGCUAAUCAAAUGUUGGAUUUUGUUACUGGUCAGGGGUUCAUAAACACAACACUAAUGUUCUACAGUAAUUAUGGCGAUCAAGUGGUUUACAGUAAAAGUGGACAUUCAUAUGAUAUUCCAUUUGCAUAUAUUUUGGUUGGCGGAUCUUACAUUCUUCUUAGUCUGUUAAUGAUGGUAAAAAACCUGUCUCAAGGAUUCACAGAGAGUGUUAUAGAAAGUGGGGGCUUCUUUUAUUCUUACUGCAACAAAGUAUUUGCUGGCUGGGACUAUUGUAUAACAAAUGAAAAAGCUGUUACUCUUAAAAACCAUUGCAUUUACAAUGAUUUUGAGACAGAAUUAGCUGAAGAAAAACGUUUGGAAUUAAUGAAAAAUCGAACACGUUGGGAUAUAACCAAAAUUUACUUUAUGAGAUCACUUGUUUCAUUAUUUGUUAUGUUGAUGUUAGCUGGAUCAAUAUACGUCAUCAUUAAAUCUGUUGAAGUUUCACAAAACACAAAUUUAAAUGCAACAGGUAAUUCUUUUGUUACUAUUAUCAAAAGAUGGGCAUCUUCAUUGACAAUCAGCAUCUUAAACAUCAUUCUUCCACUUUUAUUUGAUGUUCUUGCAUCUUUUGAGCAAUGGAGUCCUCGAAUAGAGCUUGCAAUGUCACUUUGGAGAGCAGUUUUAUUAAAAUUAGCAUCUGUUGCUGUGUUAAUAAUUACUCUAUAUACUUCAUAUUCAAACAACGAUGGACAAAAGUGUUGGGAAAAUGAAAUAGGAGCUCAAAUGUACAACUUGAUUAUUAUUGAUUUUAUCAUUAGUGUUGCUUUGACAAUAUUUACGGAAACUGGUAGAAAAUAUUUAUAUCGAUAUGCCGAUUGUGGUUACAACAUAGGUCGAAAAAUUGGAAUGCAAGAGUUCCAAAUACCUCAAAAUGUUCUUGAUCUUGUUUACGGACAAUCUCUUUUAUGGAUUGGUUCUUACUUUGCACCUCUUCUUCCUGUAAUUGGUGUCCUCAAGUUAACAAUUAUGUUUUAUGUUAAAAAGAUAAGUUUGAUAUACAACUGCAAACAAUCUUCUACUUCAUAUCAGGGAGCAAGGUCCAAUUACUUUUUUACUCUUCUCCUUUUGCUCAGUUUCUUAAUGUGCACUGUUGCUGUUGGAUGGGGUUUAACAAGAAUCUCCACUUCUUGUUGUGGUCCAUUUAGGAAAACAGAAGCUAAACCAAAUAAAAUAAUGCUGGAUAUCAUUCUUGAAAGAAUAGCAAAAUGGCCAAAUUUAAUCUCAAAUAUUAUAAACUUUUUGCGAACAACAGUCUUUCUCUUCCCUCUGUUUAUUGUUAUUUUUUUGCUGCUUUAUUAUUAUUAUGCAAUGACCAAGUCUCAUGAAAAAAUGAUUAUUAUUUUAAAAGACCGGCUAAUAAUGGAGGGUCGCGAUAAACGUUUUUUAAUGGAUUUGCUGAUGAGAGAAAGUUUAAAUAAGCAAACGGCUGCUGAUGCAUCUCUCGUUCCACGUAUGACUCCUGUUAGUUUAUAAUUUAAAAUCUUAUUUAUAAGUAAUUUAUAAAGCGAUAUAAGGUGAUUAUGAAUAUUGAUUUAAUUUAUUCAAAAAAUACUCCAUUGUUUUUAGAUUAAUUUUAGAAUAACUCAAAAAAAGUUAAUUUAAUAGUCUAGAUAAGUGAUGGAAAAGUUUUUACUUUAUUUUUUACUAAUUACCUUGCUCAAUUGCUAUCAGUAAUUCAAGUUAUUUAUGGGUUGAUGCAAAUUAACGUUAUGUUCUUGAUGUGAUUGCGUUUUUUGAAGAUACUUUGUUUUACUUUGGACAUAUUUUUGCUGGCAUAUUUGUUAUCGUCUACCUAGUUGAUAAAUAUAAUCAAAAGCUUCAUGUUAGCUAAAUUUCUGUUUUGUUUUGUUGAAAAGUUUUUUUUAAAUGUAAAAUAUUGUUAUAUAGUUCAUAUAAUUUUUGAAUUUCCUCU
This is a messenger RNA of Hydra vulgaris (swiftwater hydra), 2666 nucleotides long. RefSeq names its product transmembrane channel-like protein 7. Gene Ontology annotation, molecular function: mechanosensitive monoatomic ion channel activity. The record is from RefSeq and is a predicted model, not a curated record. Gene Ontology annotation, cellular component: plasma membrane. Lineage: Eukaryota; Metazoa; Cnidaria; Hydrozoa; Anthoathecata; Hydridae.